Messenger RNA from Vigna umbellata (rice bean), 1265 nucleotides. RefSeq names its product fold protein. NCBI's taxonomy places the organism in Eukaryota, Viridiplantae, Streptophyta, Magnoliopsida, Fabales, Fabaceae. The record is from RefSeq and is a predicted model, not a curated record.
UUUAUUUUUGUUUCUUAUAUCUGAAAAUUCAAAAUACCCAUCAACUGAAAAAUCAAUCACCACCUUCACCUCCUUCUCCUUUAUAAAUACAAUACGCGCUUCUGCAUUGCUACCUAUUCACUCUCAGCAUUGGCUAGACUCCACUCUCCAACCGAUCAGUGCCAGCAACUUCUUGCUGGUACUUACGUUGACUAAAAUCUUCUGUGGGGGAGGACAUGACUCAUAACAGCAUACUGAUUCACAGUAGAGCCCUUGAGGGUGUCCAUGGAGUUCAAGUGGCACCUCACUCACCGUUUGAUUUGACAGAAACUAUUCAAAGUGAGGACUUUCAUACUUCAACUGGACGAACGUCAACUACGGAAGCAAAUCAGCAGCUUCUAAUGCAAAGACUGUGGCACCAGAGACCAGCAUGCUUAAGACCCAUUCAUUGUAGUAUUAGUUGUCAUGGUGAUCAGAAUCUUGCUGAAAGGUUUGCUAAUGUGGUUACUUCAAUUCCUUUUAUAGCUCUUGGAAUCCAGGCCCCCAGGAAGAAUGUCAAUUCAAAGUUGUAUGCUAAUUCACUAAUUGGAGUUGGAGUGGCCUCAAGCAUGUAUCAUUCCUCAAGAGGAAGGUUGAGGAAAUUUUUGAGAUGGGUUGACUACACAAUGAUAGCCACAACAACUGUUUGUUUGUCAAUGGCCCUCAGAAAUGAGAAUCCCAAGUUACUGAUGGCAGCAUCUGCAAUAUUUCUUCCUGUUAAUCCGAUGAUGGUUUCAGUUAUUCACACAGGGAUGAUGGAGGUAGCAUUUGCUAAAAGAGCAUUGAAGGAUCCAGACUUGAGGAUGGCUCACACAGUGCAUAAGAUGUCGUCAUUACUUGGUUGUAUGCUUUUUGUAGCUGAUGAUUUAUUUCCUAAAACUCCUUACCUUCAUGCUGCAUGGCAUCUUGCUGCUGCUGUUGGUGUUGGCACCUGCAAUAAGCUUCUUGAGUAAAUGUGCAUACUCAUUCGAAAGCUGGAAACAAUGCAUUCUGAAUAAGAAUAGCAUCAGCAUAAUCUGUCGACUUAAUUUGUAAAAGCAGUGAUUGGGACCAUGAGGUAGUCAUUGCAUCUUAUUGUAUUAGGUUCAUGAUGUAGAUGAGUUCAGUGCAAAUUAAGUUCCCAAUUAUUUACCUUAUUCAAUUUGUAAUUUCAUGUUCAUUAGAAAGGGAUUCAUGCAGGAAAAACUGGCGUCUAUUCUUCUUAUUUGAUGAGCAUGCUGUUAUAAAAUAUCUUGCAUUAUAGUUUC